Molecule: messenger RNA, 2766 nt
Organism: Knipowitschia caucasica
Lineage: Eukaryota; Metazoa; Chordata; Actinopteri; Gobiiformes; Gobiidae
Source: the annotation of a GenBank genome assembly
AUGGUUGUGUGGGGUGGGUUGUGGGGGGGUGGGGUUUGUUUGGGGGUGGGGUAUGUGUGUGGUUGUUAUGGGGGGGGGGGUGUGGUGGUUUGGGGUUUGGGGGUGGGUGUUGGGUUGUGGGUGGUGGUGGGGGUGUGUUUGGGGUGUGUGGGGUUUGGGGGGUGUGUUGGUGGGUUGGGUGGGGGGGUGUGGUGUGGGGUGUGGUGGGGGGGGGGGUGUGGGUGUUGGUUGGGGGGGGUUGGUUGGUGGGGGGGGGGGGGGGUGGGGGUUGGGUUGUGGGGGGUGUGGGUGUUGUUGGUGGGGGGGGGGGGGGGUGUGGGUGGGGGUGGGUGGGGGGUGGUGUUGGGUUUGGGGGGUGGGGGGGGGGGUGGGGGGUGGGGUUGGGUUUGUGGGGGGGGGGGGGUUGGUUGGGGGGGGUUGUGGUUGUGUGGUUGUGGUUUUGGGGUUGGGGGGGGGGUGAGUGGGGGGGGUGGGGGGGGAGGGGGGUGUUGUGUUUGGGGGUUGUGUGGGGGUUGGGGGGGGGGUGGGGGGUUGUGGGGGGGUGUGUGGGUUGGUGUUUGGGGUGGGGGUUUGGGGGUGGUGGGGGUGGUUGGGGUUUGGGUGGGUGGGUGGUGUGUGGGGGGUGGGUGGGGGGGGGGGGGGUGGGGGUGGGGUGGGGGGGGUGGUGGUGGGGGGGUUGGGGGGGUGGGGGGGGUGUGGGGGGGGGGGGGGGGUGGGGGGGGGGGGGGGGUGGGGGGGGUUGGGGGGGGGGGGGGGGGGGGGGGGGGGGGUUUGGGGGGGAAGUAUGGUAUGUUGUUUGUGGGGGUUUUUGGGUUGGUGGGGGAGAUGGGUGAGGAUUGUUGGGAUGAGUUUAUUUGGGAUGGGUGGAGUGGGGGGGUUUUUGGUGGUUUUAGUGUUAUGAUGGAGGGGGGGGAGGGGGGUGAGGAGGGGGGGGGUGGGGUGUGGGGAUUUGGGUUGUUUGGUUGUAGGUAUGGGAGGGGGGUAUUUGUUGGAGAAGGUGUGUGGGGGUUGUUGGGGGUGUUGGUGGGGGGGGGGUUGGGGGUAUUGGUGGUGGGUUUGGGGUUGUUGGGGGUGGUGUGGUGGGGGGGGGGUUUGGUGGUGGGUUGUGGGGGGUUGUGGGGGGUGUGGGUGUUGGGGGGGUUAGUGAGUUUGUGGUGGUGGUGGGGUUUGUGGUGUGGGUUGGGGUUGGUGUUGGGGUGUUGUUUUGUGGGGGGGGGGUUGGGGUGGGUGGGGGGGUGGGGUGGGGUUGUGUGGGUGGGUGGGAUAUAUGUGGGGGGUGUGGGUUUUGUUGGGGGGGGGGGGGGGGGGGGGGGGUGGGGGGGUGGUUGGGGGGGGUGUGUUUGGGUUGUUGGUUGGGUGAUUGUGGGGGGUUGGUGUUAUUGGUUUGUUUGUGGUGGGGGGUGGGGUUGUUGGUGGUGGGUGGGGGGGGGUUGGGGGGGGGUUUGGGGGUUGGGUUGGGGUGUGGGGGGUGUUGGUGUUGUUUUGUGUUGGGUUUGUGUGUGUGGGUUGUGUUGGGGGUGGUUUGUGUUGGGGGGGGGGUGUGUUGUGGGGGGGGUGGGUUGUUUGGGGGGGGGGGUGGGGGGUUUGGUGGUGUUGGUUUGGUGGGUUGGUGUGGGGGGUUUUGGGGGGGGGGAUUGGGUGGGGGGGGGUGGGGUGGGGGGGGGUGGUGGGGGGGUGGUGGGGGGGGGUUUGUGGGGGGGGUGGGGGUGGGGGGGGGUUUGUGGGGGGAGGGUGGGUGGGGGGGGGGGGUGGGGGGGGGGGUGGGGGUGGGGGGGGGUGUGGGGGGGGGUGUGGGGGGGGGUGGGUGGGGGUGGUGGGGGGUGGUGGGGGGGGUUUGUGGGGGGUGGGGGGUUGGGGGGGGGGGGGGGGGUGUGGGUUGUGGGGGGUGUGGUUGGGGGGGGGUGUGGGGUGGGGGGGGGGGUUGGGUGGGGGGGUGGUGGGGGUGGGGUGGGGUGUGGGGGGGGGGGGGUGGAUGAGGUGAAUGAGUGGGGGUGGGGGGGGGGGGGGUGUGGGGGGAGGGGGGGUGGGGUGUUGGGGUGGGGUGGUGGGGGGGGUGGGGGGUUUUGGGGGUGUGUGUUGUUGGGGGGGGGGUGGUUGGGGGGGGGGGGGGGGGGGGUGGUGGGGGUGGGGGGGGGUAGAUGGUGGGGGUGGGGGGUGGUGGGGUGUGGGGGUGGGUGGGGGGGGGGUGGGUGGGUUGGUUGGGGGGGUGUGGGGGUGGUGUGGGGGGUUGGUGGUGGUUGGGGGUGGGGGGGGUGGGUGUGGGGGGGGUGGGUGUUGGGUUGUGGGUUGUGGGGUGGGGGUGGUGGGGGGGGGGGUGGGGGGGUGGGAGGGGGGUUGGGGGGGAGGGGGUGGGGUUGGGGGGUGUUGGUGGGGGGGUUGGGGAUAUGUUGGGGGUUGGUUGUGUUGGGUGGGGGGGUGGGUGUUUGGGUGGGUUGUUGGGGGGGGUUUUGUUGUUGUGGGGUUGGUGGGGGGUUUGUGGGGGUUUUUGGGUGUUUUGGGGUGUGUGUGGGGGGGUUUGUUUUGGUUGGUGGGGUUGUGUGUUUGUUUUGUUUUGGUUGUGGGGGGUUUUAUUAUGUUAUUGGUGGGUGUUGGAUGGUAUGGAGGGGGGGGGGUGUUGUUUGUAGGUUUGGGUUGAUGUUAGAUGUGAUUGGGGUGUGUAAAGGGGAGAUUUUAGGGGAUUUGGGAGGGGGGGAGGGGUGUGGGUUGUUUUUUGGGUUAUUUAUGGGUUUGGGGUGGGGUGGUUGGUAUUUGGUGUUGGUUUGUUAG